UGUACUAAUAAGCUGCACAAUGCAAAAAUGUAUCUGUUACAAUAACACAAAUUAUUAUCGGAGUAGAUUACAUGUGCACUGGAGCAGAAUUACAUGUCUUUGUGUAUCUUGUUUUAUGUAUUUGUUAAUAUGAAAGAUACAAUUCCAUAUUUGAACACAAUUCCAGUAGGCGGCGCUACCGCCAGCAGGUUUCCCGUCAAAAGCGCCGAAGAAGACAUUAGACAUGGCGGCGUCCUGUGCGGCACUCAUGCGGGUUCGCGCACUGGUCACUUUAAGGAGAAAAACUCUAGAAGUUAAUAAAGACAUCUGGUCAAACUGGACGUCUGUGUGUCAUUAUAGGACUAAAGUUGGUGUCACACAUAAACAUCGGCGCUCUCCGCCGGAAACGGAUCACAAAGGUCGUCCUGAUCUUCUUCUCGAGUUUCCCCAGCCGAAGAACCUCCUGUUCGCCACACUGUCCAAAUCUCUGGGUCUGUCCGAUCUGUCCCAGUACAUCCAGUACAGCUGCACCGAUGGAGAAGUCAAGAGAGCGACAGUCACGCUUCACUGGCCCGAGAGGAUCGAGACCGAGGGCUUCGGGUCGCGGAAGGUGGAGGCGGAGCGUCACGCGGCAGCCGCGGCUCUCUGUAAACUCCGAGAGCUGGGAGUCCUCAGUCAAGGAACGCAACCAUCUGUAACAGGAAUGACGAGACGGAAAGGGAGGCAGACGUCUGUCUGGGAAGAUGAAGAUGAUGUGGCGGUCCAUGAUCGUCUUAAAUAUCUGCCGUUCCAGAAGAAAACCCAGAAGGAAAGAGCCCAAGGGCCCAUAGAAGAGGAUCCAGCAGUGAUCGAGGCGCUCUCCGUAUUUCCAAAGCCAAAGGCACUUCUUGGCAGCAUCAUUCAGGUGGCCACAUCAUCCAAUAGAGUCAGAGAGCUGCUUCAGUACAGAACUACCGGUGGUAAGGUAAAGACGUGUGAGUUGACCGUACGCUGGCCCGAGGAGAUGACCUUUACCGCUGAUGGCCGUCGCAGACUGGAGGCGGAGUCAAACGCAGCAGCACUGGCUUGUCUCCGGUUUAAGGAGCUGAAGCUUCUGGAUGAGCAGAACAAUCCUCUGACUCACGCCAGGUACCAUCAGCAGGAGGUGCGUGAAGCUGGAGAGAGACACAGACGGCCCUGCCGCAUCCAAAUACCCACAGAUCUAGAGCGCAGGGUUCAGGAGUACCUCACACAGUAUCCAGUGGAGGCUGAGGUUCAGAAACUGUGGGAUGAAGAGGAGCAGCGGCCCGUUCAUGAUGAUGAUGAUGAUGAUGAUGACUUGAUUACAGAUGCUAUCACCGGUAAGCGGUACCGUGCUUUACGCCAUGAGGAGGCGGAGUCUCUCAGCGACCACCUGCUCAGCCUGUGGAUGAGGGCGGGGCCUGGCAGAGGGGCGGAGCUUCCCGUGGACUCCUAUAAAGAGAGCGUGCUGGAGGCGGUGAGGGCCUCACAGGUGGUUGUGAUCGCAGGAGAGACGGGCUGCGGGAAGACCACACGGAUCCCGCGCUUCUUGUUGGAGGGGCAGGUCAGGAGAGGAGAGGGGGCCGAGUGCAACAUCCUGGUCACGCAGCCUCGCCGGAUCAGCGCCGUGUCUGUGGCGCACCGUGUAGCGCAGGAGAUGGGACCCGCUCUCCGUCACUGCGUGGGAUACCAGGCAAGAACAUACUAGAGCUUUCAGUCUGU
Molecule: messenger RNA, 1701 nt
Organism: Sinocyclocheilus rhinocerous
Lineage: Eukaryota; Metazoa; Chordata; Actinopteri; Cypriniformes; Cyprinidae
Product: putative ATP-dependent RNA helicase DHX30
Exons: 8
Coding region: 224-1687 (487 amino acids)
Cellular component (GO): intracellular anatomical structure; nucleus; cytoplasm
Molecular function (GO): RNA helicase activity; DNA helicase activity; G-quadruplex RNA binding
Source: RefSeq, a predicted model, not a curated record